Lytechinus variegatus (green sea urchin) is the source of this 1331-nucleotide messenger RNA. RefSeq names its product phenylacetaldehyde reductase-like. The transcript has 8 exons. The record is from RefSeq and is a predicted model, not a curated record. NCBI's taxonomy places the organism in Eukaryota, Metazoa, Echinodermata, Echinoidea, Temnopleuroida, Toxopneustidae. Gene Ontology annotation, molecular function: oxidoreductase activity, acting on the CH-OH group of donors, NAD or NADP as acceptor. The coding region runs from base 89 to 1159 and encodes 356 amino acids.
GGUGGAGUUUCGUUAUAAUAUACCCCACAAUAUCAAUAGGAUAGCCUCAUCUUGUUAUUGCUUAGGAAAACGCCUGAUUAUACAAACAAUGACUGAAAACGUUACGAGAGUUUUGGUGACGGGUGCAUCUGGUUACAUAGCAACCCACAUCGUGAAGCAACUCCAGGAAGCUGGUUACAAGGUCAGAGGAACGGUCAGGAGUCUUACCAACCCCAAGAAAGUAGGUCCUCUCAAGGAACUCUGUCAGAACCCUGCCCAUGAACUGGAACUGGUAGAAGCUGACUUGAAUAAAGAUGAAGGAUGGAAAGAAGCCGUGCAGGGGUGCAGUCAUGUUCUCCAUACAGCUAGUCCUUUCCCUAUGGCUGCUCCGAAGCAUGAAGAUGAACUCAUCAAGCCUGCUGUAGAGGGUACAACAAGAGUUCUCCAGGCAUGUAAGGAGGUGGGCGGGGUCAAAAGAGUUGUGGUAACCAGUUCAUGUGCAGCUAUCAGUGAUCUUGCUGAAACCCCUAAAGAACCUUUGACAGAAGAAGUAUGGUUGAAAGUGGAGAAGCUGGGUCUAAUAGAUGCGUACGCCAAAAGCAAGGCACUCGCUGAAAGAGCCGCAUGGGAUUUCGUUGAAAAACUUCCAGCUGAUUCGAAGUUCGAGCUGGCCGUCAUCAAUCCAUCCGUCGUCUUGGGGCCGGUGUUGUGUGGAGGAGCAGGUACCAGCGUAGAGAUCGUACGACGUCUGAUGGAACGCGAUCCAGGCAUGAUUGCAAAGCUCAGCUUCCCGGUGUGUGACGUCCGUGAUGUCGCUAAGGCACACGUCAUCGCAAUGACACUACCCGAAGCAAAUGGUAAUCGUCAUAUUAUUUCUCCAUACACAAUGUGGUUUCAAGAGAUGUCUCAAGCACUGAGAGAAGAGUUCGUUAAACAAGGAUAUAAUCCACCGACAAGAUUGGCUCCAUUCUUUUUACUCAAAGUCCUUAGCUGGUUCGACUCUACCACGAAGAAGAUCGUUCAAGUUCAUGGUCACUAUCCGAAGUUUUCCGAUCAUAGACUUCGUCAAGUCCUCGGCAUCACACCUUACGACCCAAAGGUAUCUCUCGUUGACAUGGCAUAUUCGUGUAUCGAUCGUGGUUUCAUCGUCAAGAAGACUGGAUAUAAACCACGAGACUAAAAAUAAUAAAUUUGACAAAAUUGAGAUGCCACAUCGACUGCGGCAGUUUACAGUACAGAUGGUAAAAUACAUAAAAGAAAAAACAAUUAACAUCUGAUACUCUAUUAUCAUUAUUAUUACUUAAUUGGCAGAGAAAGACACAAUUGACAAUGAAAACAUAAAGAUUAAGCAA